This is a messenger RNA of Hemicordylus capensis (graceful crag lizard), 3947 nucleotides long. RefSeq names its product nuclear envelope integral membrane protein 1 (gene NEMP1). Gene Ontology annotation, cellular component: nuclear envelope. The coding region runs from base 103 to 1455 and encodes 450 amino acids. Lineage: Eukaryota; Metazoa; Chordata; Lepidosauria; Squamata; Cordylidae. The transcript has 9 exons. The record is from RefSeq and is a predicted model, not a curated record.
GGACCAAGGGGAGGGUUUCGCGCGGGGCAUCGCGGUCUCCGAUAGGCUCUGGGCGGACCCGCGGCGCGAAGGGUCGGUUUACCAUGGGGGUUGGUUGAAGGAAUGGAGGAACGGACGGUCAUGGCGGGAGGGAUGAAAGCGGCCUCGGGGUGGCGUCAGUGCAGUGGCCUCCUUCUGGCCUCCGCGGUUCUCAUGGGGCUGCUAGGCGGCUCAGACGGACAGGUGAUUUCACUUGCAGAUCAUCGCAGUGUGAGAGCUAAUACCUCUCAGCAGUUUUGCUACACAAACAAAGUGAUCCCCAAAUGGCAUGACAUAUGGACCAGAAUUCAGAUCCGAGUAAGCAGUGCCAAGAUGAUUCGGAUCAUCCAGGUUGAAAAUGAGGAGAAAUUGAAAGAACUGGAGGGGUUCAAUGUAUGGAACUAUAUCGGCUCCUUCUUCAAAGAGAAACUCAAUAACACCUACAUUAAUAUGGGACUGUACAGUAGUAAAACCUGCUUACAAGUGGAGCUCCUUGAACCAGACUCCAACUACACAAUAGUUGUUACUCGAACAUUUGAUCCCAAGCUCUUUCUGGUUACAUUUCUGGGCCUUCUGCUGUUUUUCUGCAGUGACUUGAUGAGCAGAAGCACACUUUUCUUCUAUUCGGCUGGAAUAAGCAUUGGCAUGCUAAGUUCACUGCUCAUAGUCAUCUAUGUAGUGUCCAGAGUGGUGCCCAAGAAAAGUCCUCUCUACCUCAUGCUGGUGGGAGGCUGGUCUUUUUCUGUUUACCUCAUUCAGCUGGUCUUCAGAAACCUGCAGGAGAUCAGCAAAUUGUACUGGGAAUAUCUGCUGGGCUACCUGGUCCUUGUAGGGUGUCUCAGCUUUGCUGUGUGCUACAAAUAUGGCCCCCUGGAGAAUGAGCGCAGCAUCAACCUCCUUACUUGGGGUUUGCAGGCCCUCGGCUUGUUGCUGCUCUACUUGGGCAUCCAGAUACGACAGAUCGCCAUCGCCUUGAUCAUAAUUGCAAUCUGCACUAAAAACCUGGAGUACCCAGUCAUGUGGGCCUAUGCCAUCUACAGCAGGAAGGUGUACACAGCCACAAGCAAGCCCAGCCCACCACGCCUGCUAACUGAGGAGGAGUACCGAAUACAGGGAGAAGUGGAGACGCGUCAAGCCUUGGAGGAGUUGCGGGAGUACUGCAGCAGCCCGGACUUCUCUGCUUGGAAAGCAGUCUCCCGCAUCCAGUCUCCAAAGAGAUUUGCUGACUUUGUGGAAGGUGCUUCACAUCUCAUCCCCAAUGAGAUUGCUGUCCACGAGCAGGAAUAUGGGCUAGGGGGCUCCUUUCUAGAAGAUCAGCUCUUUGAAGAGGAGGAUGAAGAGGAUGGUGAAGAAAGAGAUUACAGCUUUGUAGAGGAGCAUGGCAUGGGCAUCUCACUGCCCCAGAACCAUCUGAGUUUCCAUGCUAGAAAUGGCUAGUAUUCAUGUGAACGGAUUGGCCUGUGAUGGCCCCUGCUGUUGUGGGGAAAUAGUUGCAGCUCUGCUGCCCUCUGUUACAAUGAGCACACAUAUACAAAGCCUACUGUGUAUGGCAUAUGCAAAUCAAGGUGUGUACAUUUGGCAGAAUCUGGAAACGGGUUGGGGAUGAUGAUGAUGUGGCCGGCCAUUAAAGCCCUGCCAGCCAUUCCAGACAAUGGACUGAACUGCACUUGGGAUAUUUAUGAACUAACUACCUUGUGGCUUGCAAAUCUGCUAGAAUCCAGGUUUGCAAGUUGUGAACAAGGCUCAGAAACAAAGGAGGGAGUUGGAGGUUGAGACAGCCUGUUAAAAGCCUGCUGGGAAUAGUGAGCACUCCAACUUCAAUAAGGCAAGUGCUCCUGAGGACAGGCUUAAAAGCCCCAAGCCCUGCUUCUUCAAGGCACAUGAACAAAAGACAUCCUCCUUUCCAGUCUGAUUUUCUGUGGUGCCCAUGAUGGUUUGGACAUGCUAUCAGCACCAAUGUCCUGAACUUGUCAUUGGCUAUAGGAGCUGCUCCUUCACUUAUUUUACAGUUUUCCUUGCUUUGUCAACUCCUACACUGAUGAUCAGCAAUUGUCCUACACUGUGUAUUUCAGUUCUGCUAGAAGUUUUCCUCCCUCCAAAUAAGACAGCCACAGGGCUCCAGGUGGCUGCCUACUGCUUUCACUGUGUGUUUUGUUAAUUUGUUGCCUUUCCAAGGAGUUGAGAGAUGUGAGGCUGAUGCUUGUUGCAGAGAAGGUGUGAUGAGACUUCUGGCGAUGGGCAAGUAUUUGGAUCUUUCUUAAAUGUCUCUGCCAUCUGCUAGGCAAUAAUUGCACAAAUAAAAUCAUCUCUAAUUAUACACCAUGGGAAGUAGACUGUUCCAACUUGAAUGAGGACUGUUCCUCAGGUUUCUGUAGUGCAGCUUUGAUUUAUUUGCACCCUUCAUGGAUGCUUGAAGUUGCUGUUAGUGUAACCAAAGAUGGUUAAACAUUUAUUGGUUCUGUGAUGGGAUUUAUUUGUUGCUUUUACUUUCAAGAAUUGAUUCUCCUCUUCCUUGAUCUUUUAUGGUUUGUAGUUCUAGCACUCUGCUGUACUUCUAGCCACAGCGUACCCCUUCUUAUUAAAACUCUGGUCUUAUUGGUUGCAUAAAUCCUAAAAUAGACCUGUCUUUGACCAAAUUUUCCAUAUUCUGCUGCUGUUUGCUCUACAUUGGGGAUCUUUCCUGAAAUCAGAAUUACAGACUUACUGUAGCUAUUUUGGGAUUAUUUAGGUGUAUAUCUAAUUGCCAUAGUGUUUGUGUUUUUUCAAAGUAGCAGCCUCUGCAGAGAAAUACAGCAAAGGUCUACAUUUUCAAAAGUAUUUAUUGAGAUCAUGGAAUGAGAUCUUCCAGGAGUGGGUGGUGUGGGGCCUUCUGAACUGCUUUCAGAGAGAACCCCCUUAAAAUAGAGUUGCUAGCAUAUGUGAGAGAAUUUGACAGAUUGACUGUGCCUUACUGUUUUGCCUAGUCCAGAAGCAACUUGAGCAAACAAAUGAAAAAGGGGGAAACAUAGCUAUCAUGGUUUCAUCUGUUUUGGCCACCUGCCACUUGAAUGUCUGUACAAAAUACUUGGAGUGUACUUCACAAACAUAAUUUACUGUGUGCAGUAGGAUUUGGGGUAUGGUCAUAGCUUUUUCUCUCAAUACUUUGGAGAUGGUAAACAUGCACAGGGUGAACUAGAAAAUAUAGAGUGCUUUGUCUUGUUUGUAUACUUUAUGUUGAGUAGAACUAAGCAAUACAAGAAACAUAGGGCUUCUGCUGAAAACUGUAGCCCCAUGUCAUAGUCCCUUUAUCUUUAUUCCAUGACUUCUGGUACAACUUACUAUGCUCUGAUAUCAUUUUGCUGUAUGUUUCCUUGCCAGCUGCAGCCAGUGAUGUAGAGCAGGGGAGAAAAAAUGCAAAGUAUAAUGAUGUUAGGACACAGGGUAAGUUUUACGAAAUGUUAUGGAAGCCGGGUGUGGGGAAAUGAUGCAGACCUACCAGUUUUUAGUUCUGUUCCUUAAAGAUGGUGUGAUGUUUUGCUCUAAUCACUAUGCAAACCAUUUUUGCAAAGUAUCACUGUUGCCUCUUCCAAAUCUUGUGACCAAAGCUCUGAGCUCUCUCAUUCUGGUCAGCUAAAACUUAUUUUGUUGGAAGCGCAAAAUGCUGGAUCUAUGUAGUGUAACAUACAAUGUGGGAUGUAAACCAUGAGGGAACUGUAAUGCCUCCCACUAGGUGGUCAAAAUGUUUUCUUUUUAAAUGUUUUCUUCUAAUUUUUAUUUCCUUUAUAAUAUAGAUCAGUAUUAAAAUGUAUUUUUGGCACUGAAUGUACUGAAAUGCUAUCUAAAUACUUUCUCACGAGUUGUGAAGGUUGAGAUUUUUAAUAAAGUAAUCUUUAUUUUGUAGGAAAUAAAGCUUCCUUUUGUGAUGCCAUGUGGGCAGGAGACAAACCUAA